This is a messenger RNA of Sphaerodactylus townsendi, 3132 nucleotides long. RefSeq names its product potassium inwardly rectifying channel subfamily J member 11 (gene KCNJ11). Gene Ontology annotation, biological process: potassium ion import across plasma membrane; regulation of monoatomic ion transmembrane transport. NCBI's taxonomy places the organism in Eukaryota, Metazoa, Chordata, Lepidosauria, Squamata, Sphaerodactylidae. The coding region runs from base 413 to 1612 and encodes 399 amino acids. The transcript has a single exon. The record is from RefSeq and is a predicted model, not a curated record. Gene Ontology annotation, molecular function: ATP-activated inward rectifier potassium channel activity. Gene Ontology annotation, cellular component: plasma membrane.
GCGCAGAUUAUGGCCGUCUUGGCAAGCGGCAGACUUGGGACGGCAUCUUUUCCCAGCGAGUCCCUGGAGAGCUGCGGAAAAAGCGAUCUUUGACUUGGGAGACGGUGCCUGGCUCGUUAAUCUCCUGCCUGAGGCUGGUUGGCUGCAACUGACAGCUGGAGCAAGCCUCCAUUGCAGGCUGCAGCACUUUCCUUCUCCUCCGCAAAAGCCGGAGCGGAGUGUGAUUGGCAUGCGCAGCUGGGCAAACAGAUCGGGCUGGAGGAGGCUAAGCGGUGGAGCCAGAGGGAUCGGCCGGGGCACUCUAAGGGCCGGGGCGACGGAAGGGUAUCUACCAGCUCCGUGUCUCGAGCUGGUCGCAACGGGCAUGAAGGACUGGUAAGCGCCGUGGCGACUGGAGCAGCCCAGGUCAGCCAUGCUAUCCAGGAAGGGGAUCAUCCCGGAGGACUACGUUCUGACCCGCCUUGCAGAAGAUGUCCCUGAUCACGCCCGCUACCGCGCCCGGGAAAGGAGGGCCAGGUUCGUGGGCAAGAACGGCACGUGCAAUGUGGCACACAAGAACAUCCGGGAGCAGGGCCGCUUCUUGCAGGACGUCUUUACCACGCUGGUGGACCUGAAGUGGCCUCACACGCUGAUCAUCUUCACCAUGUCUUUCCUAUGCAGCUGGCUGCUCUUUGCCAUGAUCUGGUGGCUCAUUGCCUUUGCUCACGGGGACCUAGACCAGAGUACCCAGAUGCACCUGCGGGGUGGCAAUGGGGGAUUGGGGGCAGGUGAGUUUGUGCCCUGUGUCACUGAAAUACACUCCUUUACUUCAGCUUUCCUCUUUUCCAUAGAGGUGCAGGUGACUAUUGGCUUUGGGGGGCGCAUGAUGACCGAGGAGUGCCCAGCUGCCAUCUUCAUCCUGAUUGUGCAGAACAUUGUAGGGCUGGUGCUCAACUCCAUCAUGCUGGGUUGCAUCUUCAUGAAGACUGCACAAGCUCACCGACGUGCUGAGACGCUCAUCUUCAGCAAGCAUGCUGUGAUCGCCCUCCGUGAGGGAAAACUCUGUUUUAUGUUGCGUGUCGGGGAUUUGCGCAAGAGCAUGAUCAUCAGUGCCACCAUACGCAUGCAAGUGGUGAAGAAGACCAGCAGCCUAGAAGGUGAGGUAGUGCCCCUCAACCAGAUAGAUAUCCAAAUGGAAAACCCAGUAGGGGGCAAUAGUAUCUUUCUGGUCUCCCCACUCAUCAUUUACCAUGUAAUAGACAAGAACAGUCCUCUCUAUGAAGUCUCUUCAACGAGCCUGAAUCAUCAUGAGGAUUUGGAAGUCAUAGUCAUCCUUGAAGGGGUAGUAGAAACCACUGGCAUCACCACCCAAGCCAGGACAUCCUAUCUGGCUGAUGAGAUACUCUGGGGCCAAAGGUUUGUACCUAUUGUGGCAGAAGAGGAUGGGAAAUACUCUGUAGAUUACUCUAAAUUUGGCAACACUGUGAAGGUUCCCACUCCUAACUGCACUGCCAAGCAACUGGAGGAAGACAGUAGCAUCAUGGCCGCAAUCUCCUUGUCACCUAGAGGUACCAUAAGGAAAAGGUCCGUUAGGUUAAAGCCCAAAUUUACUAUAGCGGAUGAGCCUUCCUGACAACCCAUAGACCCAUCUCUUGAGUCUGACUAAUGCAAUAAAUAUACACUGAUAUGGCCUCUAUUUCUCGUAUUCAGGUUAAUUUACAAAGUAUGUAAUAUAUUGUUUGGUACAAGACAUCUAAUGAAAAGUGGCCGUACAUAAGCAUUCUAACUUUCUUAUUUAUUUACACAAUCAUUUGGGGUAGAUAAACAAAAAUGGGGGGGGGAUGCCUUUUCACAUGAAUUUUUUCUAUGUAUUGGGCUAUUUAUGCUGUCACUUGAUCUAAAGUUUCAAACUGCUAUAUAAAAACAUACCUCAGUCCCACUACAGCAAGAGGGUUCGAUUCCAUGGACUUUAUAACAAAAACGUUAUUGUUUGUGAUAAAAGGCAGAUGGUAAUUCUGAAGGUUAAAGAUAAAAUAAAGAAAUGAAUGUUUAUAUUAAUUUAAUCCACAGAUAAUUUGAAUGGAGUCUUUUGUGAGUAUGAGAUCUGUAGUUUUAUUGCAUUUAUGAAUUGUAUUGUAAUUAGUUCAAUUUGUGUACUCAAUUUAUGCUUGCUAUAGCAAGUUAAAAAAUGGGUUCCAAAAAUAUUAGGUAAUUACAAGAAACAUUUGUAAUAGUGCCUGCACCAGAAUUGGUGAAAAUGCUGAUUUUGUAUUGCUUAUAAUAAAUGCAAGAUUAGAUUAUCUGAUUUAGUAGCUAUUGAGGGACAAAUAGACAAGCAACCUUUUAAAGUUGGAUCCUUCCAGCUGCCUAAAAGUGCUGGGGGUCAUUUGAAAACAGCAGAAGUUUGCUUUAAAAAAAUCUGAGACAGGCUGUUCAAAUUAAAAUGAAGGAAUUAUGCUGUGCCUGUACACUGAUACUUUUAUACUUUUAGACUCAAACAAUAGUUGUAAGUCAGGAGCAACAGCAGUACUGAAAAUUGUGUUGGGGACAGUUUGCCUAACAAAUAUAAACUGCACACCCAUGUUGUUAAUUUUCUUUACUUUAAAAUCAUGACAAGAAGAGAGAGUUGCCUUUGGUCAGGUGCAUAUUGAUGGUACAUUUGAAGGAACAAUUCAUGGGCAGCUAUUAAUAGAGAAAUCUUGUUGAACCCUAAUGCUGGAUCUGAACACUGAACAGGGCUUUGACAACCCAAAUCACAACAUUAGAUCUGAACAUUCUGAACUAGUAUUGUUGAAGGCUUUCACGGCCGGACUCAAAGUAUAUGCAAUGCUACCUUAUUUAUCAACUGAACUAAUUUAUGAGUCUGAAUUGUAAUUCCAAAGGUAAAAUCCCAAUGCAUGUUAAAUAUACAUGUACUAGAUUUUAAUACAUUUGCAUGUUUUGAAAGACUUGUUACUCAUGCAAAAUAGAAUGCCUGUGCUGAAAAAAAACCUGAUAAUGUUUCUUUAAUCCUCUGCACAAUAUUAUUCAUAAUAUGGAAAGAGCCCUUUGUUAUGGCAUUAAGAAAAAGAACAAAAAUGAAUAAUUUAAUGUACUGGUAGCUAAAAAACAAAAAAGCUGCAUUUAUUAUAAAAUAAAUUUUGCUAAAAUGAA